AUGCGUCCUUCGACUUCUUGUUUUACCGACAAUUGGCGUCUCUUUCGUAUGUACUUCUUCUCAGAAGAACGUAUCUAUGCUCGAAUAAUGCUUCUAAUUUUAAUUAUCUUGGAAUUAAUUAGUAUUGGUUUGAAUGUAUUAUUGACAUACUGGAAUAAAGAUCUUAUUGAUACGUUUAUAAAAUUUGAUCAAUCAGCCUUUCUUCGUUCUCUCUUAUAUUUCAUUUUUAUUGCUAUCGGAAUCAUUAUUGUAUUAGUUUACAAGCAAUAUCUAGCACAAUUACUUCAACUUCGUUGGCGUCGUUGGUUAACUGAUGAUUUCCUUAGUAAAUAUUUAUCUAAACAUGCUUAUUAUCAAAUGUCACUGUUGAAAAAUAAUUGUCCAACAAUAGAUGAUCCAAAUGAUAAUCCAGAUCAAAGAAUAUCAAUGGAUGUUAAUGUAUAUGUUGAAAAUGUCUAUAUGUUACUAAUAGGUCUCUUGAAUUCAUUUGUUUCAUUAAUAUCUUAUGUUUUCGUGCUCUGGUCUCAUUCUGGCGUAAUCAAAAUAAAUCUUACUCAAAAUUUUUCAUUUGAAAUCAAAGGAGUUAUGGUUUGGUCUGCCCUUAUCUACGCUGGAUUAGGUACAUUGAUUACUAAUUUGAUCGGACGAGUUCUAUUUCGUUUGAAAUAUGUACAAGAACAUUAUGAAGCCAAUUUUCGAUAUGGACUUGUUGGUCUUCGAGAUCAUGCCGAAUCUGUUGCUUUUUAUCGAAGUGAAUCAAAUGAAAAGGCAUCACUGACAUCAUUGUAUGCUGAUAUAAUGUUUAAUUUUCGUCAAAUUAUUCACCGAAAACUUAUAUUCAAUUCUUUUAAUGCAUUUUACAGAAUGUUAGCAAUUAUCUUUCCAUUUCUUGUUGCGUCUCCACGAUAUUUUUCUCGAAAAAUUACACUUGGCGAUUUGACACAAAUAGCAGUAACUUUCGAAAAUGUACAUAGAGCACUUUCAUUUAUACCAAAUUCAUAUGAAACUAUUGUACAAUGGCGAUCAGCUACGAAACGUUUAAUUGAAUUUCAAUAUGUUUUAAAUGAAUUACAUGCAGCUAAACAAAAUUCCAAAAUUCAAUUUGUCUAUUUACCAAAUGAACAGUCGAUGAAAAUUCAAGAGUUAACUGUUCGAUUGCCAUUGAAAAUUGGGGAAGAUAAUGGACAGAUUCUCAUCAAUCGUUUCAAUUUAAUACUCCAGUCUCAUCAAACUGUACUCAUCACAGGCAAAAGUGGAUCUGGUAAAUCGACUUUUCUACGAACUCUUGCUGGAAUAUGGUCAUAUGGAUCGGGGACAAUCACUUUUCCUAUUAAUGAUACCGUAGCCUUUCUUCCUCAAAAACCAUAUUGUCCGCUUGGUUCACUUCGCAACUGUUUGACUUAUCCAUCGACAUCGUUCUCAUCUGAAGAAAAUAAAAAGAUUGAAUAUAUUUUAAAUCUAUGUAAAAUGCAAUGUUGGUUUGAUCGUCUUGAUGAAAUUCAAGAUUGGUCACGAAUUCUUUCGUUAGGAGAACAACAAAAGAUGGCAUUCAUUCGUAUUCUUUAUCUUAAACCAAAAUGGUUGUUUUUGGAUGAAGCUACAUCAUCGUUGGAUGAACAAGCAGAAACAUAUUUUUAUUCGAUCUUAAUCCAACAACUAAUGAAUUAUUCAACUAUCAUCAGUGUAGGACAUCGAAAUAAUUUAAGACAAUUUCAUCGAGUUGAAUUAGCAUUGGAUCGUGGUCUUAUAACCAUACUAUCCUUGUCAUCAGAAGACAAACUAAAAAAUACAUGUUUUUGA
Messenger RNA from Rotaria sp. Silwood2, 1800 nucleotides. Lineage: Eukaryota; Metazoa; Rotifera; Eurotatoria; Philodinida; Philodinidae. The record is from the annotation of a GenBank genome assembly.